GUUUUCAUUGCCAAAAAAAAAAAUUUAAAUAAUUAUUAUUUAAAAAAACUAAUUAUAACACAUGAUGAACUGAGCAGUUGAUACUGCAGCGCCAUAUGAGGCGAGGCGUUGUCCUCCACGAUGUUUUUAGAAUGAGUAGACUUUGGCUCUCGGUUGCAAGUGGUUUUGUGUAAUAAUUGCACAAAAUGAGUCACAUUCUAUUGAUUUCUUAGAAAGAUUAACAAUAUAUGCAGAAAUGGAUACUUUGGAAGAGCGAAGCUCACUCUUGGAAAAUGCUCUUCUUCAGAAUGGAGACAGUGAGCUUUACACCGGUGACGGCUCAGUUGACGCCAAUGGGAAGCGCGUGGCAAAGCAGAAUACAGGGAAUUGGAAAGCAUGCUGCUUCAUUAUAGGUGCUGAAUUUUGUGAAGGCUUGGCCUUCUUUGGUAUUUCUAGUAAUCUUGUUACUUAUUUUACAAAAGAAUUGCACCAAGGAAAUGUAGCUGCUGCGAAAGCUGUUUCGAUUUGGCAAGGCACUACCUACCUCACACCCUUUAUUGGAGCCAUUAUUGCAGAUGCUUAUUUGGGAAAAUAUUGGACCAUUGCUGCUUUCUCCAUCAUCUACUUCAUAGGAUUAUGUGCCUUGACUCUCUCAGCAUCAAUUACUCCAGCCAAUACUUUUCAAUCUGCUAUAUUUCUAUGUGGACUUUAUCUGGUUGCUUUAGGGACUGGUGGUAUCAAACCAUGUGUUUCACCAUUUGGUGGAGAUCAAUUUGAUGAUACUGAUCCAAAGGAGAGAGCAAAGAAGAGAUCUUUCUUCAACUGGUUUUACUUUACAAUAUGCAUUGGAAUUUUUAUGGCAACGACUUUUCUUGCAUGGAUUCAAAAUAAUGUUGGGUGGGGUCUAGGAUUUGCUAUUCCUACACUGUGUAUGGGCAUUGCCAUCGCUUGUUUCCUUUUUGGAACACCCUUUUAUAGAUUUCAAAAACCAAAUGGAAGUCCAAUUACUAGAAUGUGCCAAGUUUUGGUUGCAUCAUACCGAAAGCGGAAUCUUGAGGUGCCUAAAGAAAGUGAUCUUCUUUUUGAAGUACAAGAAAACAACUCUGUCAUGGAAGGAAGUUGCAAUAAGCUGAAACACACUAAUUCACUGAAGUUCCUUGAUAAGGCAGCUGCGAUGUCUGUUGUUGAGAUUAGUAAUGGUGAGAACUCCUUCAAUCCAUGGAGUCUUUGUAGUGUAAACCAAGUGGAAGAAUUGAAGACUUUGAUUCGUUUGUUACCAAUCUGGGCUACUGGAAUAGUUUUCUUUGUUGAUGCUGCUCAAGUUUCUACAAUGAUGCUAGAACAAGGGAUGGUGAUGGACUCAACUAUUGGUUCUUUAACCAUUCCUCCAGUUGCUCUCGCAACAUUUGACGUAGUUGUUAUUCUUUUGGUUGUUCCAAUGUAUGACAGGGUAAUCGUGCCCUUUGUUAAGAGAUUCACAGGAAACGAAAAAGGCUUCACAGAGUUGCAACGGGUGGGGAUCGGCCUCUUCAUUUUGGUUCUAAGCAUGUCAGCAGCUGCGGUUGUAGAAAUGUAUAGACUUUACCUUGCCAAAGAACUUGGUUUAGUUGACAAAAAAGUAUAUGUACCACUUAGUAUAUUAUGGCAGAUACCUCAGUAUGUUUUGAUGGGAACUGCAAAGGUAUUCACUUCCAUUGGACAAAUAGAGUUCUUUUAUGAAGAGUCACCAAGUGCUAUGAGGAGUUUAUGCAGUGCAUUAUUGCUUCUAAACCUUUCAUUAGGAUUCUAUUUGAAUUCUGUAAUUCUUAUUGUGGUGACUUUCUUCUCAACAAAGGGUGGAAAGGUGGGAUGGAUACCAGACAAUCUGAAUGAAGGUCAUCUUGAUUAUUUCUUCUGGCUUUUGGCAGCUCUUAGCUUCUUGAAUUUUUUGGUGUACAUAGUCUUUGCCAUGAAUUUCAAACAUAAGAAGUCUGCUUAUUAAGGUUUGUUAAUUAAUAUAGUUAGCUUUACCUAAAUGUCAUUGUAACAACUUUAGUUAGAGUUAAUAAGAGUUAAGUUUCUUUUAAUCUUUUCUACUUUUCCUUUUGUAAUAUUACUCUAUAAUUAAUAAAGCCUUAGCUGUCGAUCAUACAAUCACGGCUCAUUUUCAUGUU
Messenger RNA from Humulus lupulus (European hop), 2132 nucleotides. Its product is annotated as protein NRT1/ PTR FAMILY 8.3-like. Lineage: Eukaryota; Viridiplantae; Streptophyta; Magnoliopsida; Rosales; Cannabaceae. Bases 236 to 1960 code for a protein of 574 amino acids. Gene Ontology annotation, molecular function: transmembrane transporter activity. Gene Ontology annotation, cellular component: plant-type vacuole membrane. The record is from RefSeq and is a predicted model, not a curated record. Gene Ontology annotation, biological process: oligopeptide transport; transmembrane transport. The transcript has 5 exons.